CUUCAUAUAAAUAGGGUGCCUACCACUUAGUCGACACAUUCGCAGCUCAUCCCGUGCCGACUACAGCUUGCAAUGAAGCUGUUCAUAAUCCUAUCAGUGGUGGCUUGCAGCUAUGCUGCGAAGCUCGACAGGACCUACCUCCCACCGGCCAGCGCCGCCACCGCUGGCGGAAGCCCUGGCUCCUUGACGGGACCUAACGGCUCUCCUUCGGCACCUGCCGGAUCUACUGGCUUUGGCCAAUCUUCGUCACCCGCCUUUGGACAGCCCGGCUCUGGUGCUGGCCAGCCUGGGUCUGGAGCUGGUCAACCCACUGGGUUCGGACCUUCUUCGGGCUCUGGAGGACAGCCUUCUUCAUACAACCAACCUUCAGGAAACGGACAAGCUCCUUCCGGAUCUGGUUACCAGGUUCCGUCGUCUCAAUACGGACAGCCUGCUUCUGGUUCUCCUGGUGGUUCCGGCAGUCCCGGUUUUGGAGGGGCUCCUUCAGGUUCUGGUCCUGCCGCUCAGGGUUACAGCCAAUCAGCUGGGUACCAAGGAUACCAGGCUUCACAGCGCGCCCAAGCGUCUGCCGACGCCAAUGCCGAGAUCUUGAGAUACGACAGUCAGAAUGAUGGCGAGUCCUUCUCAUACAGUUUUGAGACUUCCAACGGCAUUGCUGCUGAGGAAUCAGGAGUUGCCACCAACGGCGUGCAGGCGCAGGGAGCGUUCUCCUACACCGACGACGAUGGCCAGUUCAUCCGAGUAACGUACACCGCUGAUGAGAACGGAUACCAGCCCCAGGGUGACCACCUGCCCACUCCGCCACCGAUCCCCGACGAGAUCCUCAGGUCUCUUGAGGAAAAUGCUAAAGCCGCCGCUGCUGGAAUUCAAGAAGGCGCCUACAAUCCCGACGAAGGUAUCUCUGUAAGCGCUCAGCAGUACAACGCCGGAUCAGACUCCCAAAGCGGAUACGGACGUGGACCUGCAGGCCCUGGCCCCUUCAGCCCCUCAAGUUCUGGAUCUAAUGGCUUCGGUCCCUCUGCUGGAGCCCCUGAAUCGAAAUCAGCUCCUUCUGGACCUAGCGGCUUUGGACCUUCGGGAUCUUCUGGAGCUUCGGGAGCUAAUGGUUUUGGCCCUGCAUCAGGUCCCUCCGGUUCGAACGGUUUCGGUUCUGCUGCGGGCCCUGGUCCUAAGGGCUUCGGUCCCGCUUCAGGCCCUUCCGGAUCCAAUGGUUUCGGCCCUUCGUCAGGUCCUUCCGGUUCCAAUGGUUUUGGCCCUUCUUCCAGCCCUUCUGGCAACGGUUUUGGGUCGUCCUUCCCUCAGGGUCCCCAGCGAUAUUCCAGCCCGUCUGGCCCCUCUGGAUCUUCAGGCCCAUCUGGAUCCCAAGAGUCUGGAUACGAGUAUAACAAGCCUCAGUCUGGUGCUUUUGGUCGACAGGGAUCUGGUCAACCUCAAGGCAGCCGAACAGGAUCUGCCCCAGGUUCACCUGGACAAGGCAUCGCCCCGUCUGGUUCUAAUGGCUUUGGUUCAAGACCUUCUGGAUCUAACGGUUUUGGUGCGGCUCCCAGCCCAUCUGGAUCAAACAGUUUCGGGCCCGCUUCAGGUCCGUCGUCUAACGGAUUCGGUGGUCCCUCUGGUCCUUCCGGAUCUAAUGGUUUCGGUGCUCCUUCCGGCCCCUCUGGAUCUAAUGGAUUCGGUUCCGCUCCUAGGCCUUCAGGAUCUAACGGUUAUAGCUCCGGUCCUGCUUCUUCUGGCGCCAGUGGUUUUGGACCCUCUUCAGGUCCCUCUGUAUCUAGCGGUUUUGGCCCAUCUUCAGGACCUUCCCGACCUUCCAGACCGUCCGGAUCUAAAGGAUUUGGUCCUUCUUCAGGCUCAGGCUCUAGAAGUUUCGGCUCCGCUCCCAGUUCUGGUGCCCCGUCAGGCCCUGGUUUCUCUGGCCAACCUCAAGGAUCUGGAUCAUUCCCAGGAUCUUCUUUCGGCCCAGCAUCAUCAGGCGCUGGUCCUAAAUCGUCGUCGCAACCCGGUGCCGAUGGAUACCAAUACGACCGUCCUGGGCAGUCAGGCUCUCCUGGAUCUCAGCCUUCAGGUCCCCAGGCUGGUGGUCAAGGCAGGCCAGGGCAAGGAUUCGGCGCUCCCCGCCAGCCCCCAAGCUUCACAGAAGAAGAAGGAUACAAAUACUGAACCAAAGGAUCGAUUAACUACAAAAUCGUGGGCAUUAUGAAAAAAACAAAAAAAAAGUAGACGCUUCAGUAAGAUUUUGUACAUAGUGUUUAUACAUGUGUAUAGAACGUAUUGUAAUAUAUAUCACUGUGUGAUGAAUAAAGUUUUAAGCAAA
This is a messenger RNA of Manduca sexta (tobacco hornworm), 2314 nucleotides long. RefSeq names its product collagen alpha-1(I) chain (gene CPR12). Bases 73 to 2160 code for a protein of 695 amino acids. Lineage: Eukaryota; Metazoa; Arthropoda; Insecta; Lepidoptera; Sphingidae. The record is from RefSeq and is a predicted model, not a curated record. The transcript has 3 exons.